AUGACGACGCUCGCGUCGACGUCCGCGCGCGCCGCCUCGGUCGCGCCGCGUCUCGCGGCGUCUGACCGCGCGCGCCACGCGCCCGCGGCGACGCGCUCCGGCCGCGCGCCGCUCGCGUCGUCGUUCGCGUCUCUCGGCGCGCGCGACGCGACGCGCGCGAGACGGCUCGCCGCCGGCGGCGUCGCGUCCACGUCGGUCCAGCCCCGCGCGGCGCGUCGAGAACGCCGCCGAAACGGAAACGCGCGGCGCGCCCCAACGCGCGCGUGCGCCGCGAGCGCGUCCGCGGUCGCCCCGGCGAACGACGCGCGAUCUCGACGCCCGUCGAAGCGACCGCCCGCGAUCCUCGCGCUCGCGCUCGCGGUCGCGUCCGCGGCGGGAUGGUUCCUGUCUCGAAACACGAUGUUCGGCCAAGCCGCCGUCGCCGCGCUCGCCAAGUCUGGAUUCACCGCGGCGUUCGCGCUCAUCUUCGUCAGCGAGCUCGGCGACAAGACCUUCUUCAUCGCCGCGCUGCUCGCGAUGCGCUUAGGUCGCGUCGUCGUCCUCGCCGGCGCGACGAGCGCGCUGGGGCUCAUGUCCGUGAUAUCAGUCGCCAUCGGCCGCGCGUUUCAACAGAUCCCGAGCGCGAUGACGACGUCGCUGCCCGUCGGCGAGUACCUCGCCGUCGCACUGCUGCUCUUCUUCGGGGUGCGGACGCUGAAGGAAGCGCUGGAUGCGCCCGAGUGCGACGCGGACGACGCGGCGUCGUGCGGCGGCGAGCUCGCGGACGCGGAGGAGGCGGUGCGCGAAUCAGAAGCCGCCGCGGGCAAACGCGGAGGAACGGGCUCCGAGCGAAACGCCGCGUCGAGGUGGCUCGCCAACUACUGGGAGACGUUCACGCUGGUGUUCAUCGCGGAGUGGGGCGAUCGGAGCAUGCUCGCGACGAUCGCGCUCGGGGCGGCGCAGAACCCGCUCGGGGUGGCGACGGGCGCGACGGUCGGACAUCUCCUCGCGACGUCCAUCGCCGUCGUCGGCGGCGCGCUGCUCAGGCGCGCUCUAUACACUGGUCCCCAUACGACCGCCGAACGCAUCUCGGAGCGACAGGUUGGGAUCACCGGCGGGGUGUUGUUCAUCGUCUUCGCGCUCGCGACGCUCGUGGGCGUGUUUUGA
Micromonas pusilla CCMP1545 is the source of this 1146-nucleotide messenger RNA. RefSeq lists its product as uncharacterized. Lineage: Eukaryota; Viridiplantae; Chlorophyta; Mamiellophyceae; Mamiellales; Mamiellaceae. Gene Ontology annotation, molecular function: calcium ion transmembrane transporter activity; manganese ion transmembrane transporter activity. The coding region runs from base 1 to 1146 and encodes 381 amino acids. Gene Ontology annotation, biological process: calcium ion transmembrane transport; Golgi calcium ion homeostasis; manganese ion transmembrane transport. Gene Ontology annotation, cellular component: chloroplast; Golgi apparatus. The record is from RefSeq and is a predicted model, not a curated record. The transcript is spliced from 2 exons.